Messenger RNA from Linum tenue, 1941 nucleotides. The record is from the annotation of a GenBank genome assembly. Lineage: Eukaryota; Viridiplantae; Streptophyta; Magnoliopsida; Malpighiales; Linaceae.
AUGAGUUUCAUACUUUUCCAGGGAACCAUAACUCCAUUCCACAUCCUGAGACAGCAAGUUCGUUUCUUUGUCCGCGACCCUUUCUCCAACAAGCUCACCCAUUACCUUCGGCGAGCCGACUUGAUCGAUUCCAUUCGACUACAUCUCCGUUCCUCGAGGCCGCCGACCUCGCUCCCCCUCCAGGUACUAAACAACCGGCUGCUGGACCCCUUCGUAGUGACCCACGCCAUCCGUUCUGCACCAAAUGCCGACUCUGCGCUUUCCCUCGUCGAAGUCCUCAAAAACGGCGUCCCUUAUUUCCAGCACAAUCAGUCUACCCUCUACGCGUUAGCCACGGUUCUGGCCAAAUGGGGCAGAACCCACGAACUGAGGUCCCUCGUUGAAGACGACAUGAAGAACAGCGAGAGGUAUCCUCACGUUCGUUUUAGCUUCAUGAACCUCUUGUACUGGUACUCCGCCGCAGGAGAUAUGGAGGCAGUUCUCGCGACGUGGAACGACUACAGAGAGAAAGAAGGUAAGAAGGAUCGUCUUUGCAACGAGGCUUACAACAUUGUGAUGAACAUUCACUCGCGGAGAAGGAAUGAUACCGAGGCAGUGAGUAUGUUUUACAAGCUGAUUGAUGAAGGGGGUAUUCCAAAUUCGAGAACUUAUACUGUCAUGAUGGAGCAUCUCGUCGAGUCUGGGAAAUUGGAUUCGGCAAUGGAGGUGUUCGAUUUGCUGCCAAGGAUGAGGGUCAAGCGGACCUCGAAGCAGUAUUUGGUUUUGGUUAAUGGGUUUGUGAAAAGUAAGAGGUUUGACGAGGUGAAAGCUCUGUUUGAGGCAAUGAAAGCCGAUGGGAAGUACCCUGGCCGUGCAAUGUUGAAGGCUUUGCAGGAGUUAAGAGAGGCUGGAUUUGUGGAAGAAACGACUGAGCUUCGAGAAGAAAUGUUUCCUGAUGAACGAAUCAAAAGCAUCGUUUCUUGUCAGGACAGCUCUGAUGAGGAGGACAAUGAUGAGAAUGAAGAUGAAGUUGUCAAGUUGAAACCAUGGUUAGAUCCAAAAGCUUUAGCAGAUGCUCUCAGUCAAUGGAGCUCUGAAGUUGUAUCAACAUUGGAAGAUGCAAAAUUCGUCUGGACUACUCGUUUGGUGUGUAAGAUUCUCAGAAACAUAAAAUCUCCAGUAACUGCUUGGGAUUUCUUCUGUUGGGUUGCUUAUCAGCCAGGAUUCACUCACGAUGUUUACACAGUACAGCGAAUGAUAACAUUAUUAUCCCGACAUGGCAAGGUUGAGCUGGUUGAUCAGCUCAUAGAAAAGAUAAGAAAUGAAGGGAUGGAAUUGCCGUUUAGUACCGUCAGGUUGAUAAUAGAGUUCUAUGGUGUUUCAAAGUAUCCGGAUGCUGCUUUAAAGAUCUUCCGUGAGGAUAGAUCACUUUGUGGUCACAUAAACGAAUUCAACUUGAUGAUUCUGUAUUCAACCCUCUUGCGAACGCUGACCAAGUGCAAGAGAGAUUCUGAUGCUUUAGAUGUGCUUGAAGAGAUGCUGAGUUGUGGGAUAUGCCCUGAUACUCAAACAUUUUCUGGGUUGAUCUACCAUUUCGGGGUACAAGGAGAUGUCACGACGGUGCAGAAACUGUUUAUGAUGGCGAGGCAGAAUGGUGUUGCUGUAGAUGGUUACAUGUUCAAAGUACUGAUUCAAGCGUAUUGCAAAUGUGACAGGGCUGCUCUUGGUUUCAGAGUUUUUGAAGACAUGAGAAACUCAAAUCUGAUGCCAGAUUUGGGUACUAAGGUUUUACUGGCGAAGAGUCUCUGGAAGGAAGGGAAAAGAAAAGAGGCAGCUAGUGUUGUGGAAUGCUGUGAAGAAAUUAGUCAAGUCCUCCCACUUGUGUUGAGAGGCCAUUUAUGGACAGUGAGCGCUGCUGAUCUCACUAGAGUUUAUGAUAUCUAUUCAAAUAGUUUUGAAUAA